Molecule: messenger RNA, 1143 nt
Organism: Syzygium oleosum
Lineage: Eukaryota; Viridiplantae; Streptophyta; Magnoliopsida; Myrtales; Myrtaceae
Product: nudix hydrolase 16, mitochondrial
Exons: 4
Coding region: 399-926 (175 amino acids)
Cellular component (GO): cytoplasm; nucleus
Molecular function (GO): pyrophosphatase activity
Source: RefSeq, a predicted model, not a curated record
ACGUGGCUUUGACCGUCCCCCCACCGUCUGAUCUUCGCCUCCCAGCGCGCUCUUCUCCUCCUCCUCCUCUCUCUCUCGACCAUCCCUUCUCUCUCCCUCUCUCGCUCUCUCCCAUGCUCUCGCGUCCGUCCCAUUCGCAGGAACAACGGGACUCCUCCCAAACCCUAGCGAGCAUCCACGCCUCGAAGCUUCCGGAUAAUGUCCGCCCGCGUUGAGCGAAACCGUCGCGAGAGGCGCAGCAGGGAUCACGUACGCCCCGCCCGCCGCGAGCAUGAGGACGACGAUUAGGCGCAGCAGGGAUUGGGAUCGGUGCUGAGAAUACCCCCCCCCCUCGCAACCCCCGUCGAUUCGAUAGCGACGCUCUCCAGUUCCUUCUCGUGGUUCGUCCGAUCCUUAGCAUGUGCGAUUUGGUGGCGCGGACGGGUCGGCAUCAGCAGCGGUACGAGGCCGGUUGUCGCCUUGUCGCCGGGUGUAUUCCUUAUAGGUAUAGACAAUCUAUAGACUGUAGCAGUGACACCGAUGAAAAGAUUGUUGAGGUGCUCAUGAUCAAUUCAACUAGUGGACCAGGUCUUCUAUUUCCAAAGGGAGGCUGGGAGAACGAUGAAACUGUUGAGGAAGCCGCUGUGAGGGAAGCAAUUGAAGAAGCUGGUGUGAAAGGAGAUUUGAAGGAUCUUUUAGGGCAUUAUGACUUCAAGAGUAAAACUCACCAAGACGAGUUUUGUCCUGAAGGUUUAUGUAAGGCAGCAAUGUUUGCAUUGUUUGUAAGGGAGGAGCUUGAAUCAUGGCCAGAGCAAAGUAUCAGACAGAGGAGCUGGCUGACUAUUACUGAAGCUGUUGAGAGUUGUCGGCAUCCGUGGAUGAGAGAUGCACUCGUGCAGGGCUUCCUCAAUUGGCAUGCUGAGAAAAGCGAGGAAGUUUUCGAUUGAACCUGACUUCAUAAUUUACAAAAGUAGAGGCGCAUUAAAAUCAGCUUCUAACCCCGUGAAUCUGUUUGAAUUCCUUGGGCAAAUCUUUUGUUGUUGUUGCUGCUGCUGCCGCUUUAGAAGGUCUCUCUAUUUUAGGUCUGAUUCCAUCCCGUAGGUCUCUUCAUACUGAUCUCAGAUUACAUUUAUUCAGAGUCCAUUUAAAUAGCAUAUUGAUCAA